This is a messenger RNA of Cylindrotheca closterium, 2178 nucleotides long. The record is from the annotation of a GenBank genome assembly. NCBI's taxonomy places the organism in Eukaryota, Bacillariophyta, Bacillariophyceae, Bacillariales, Bacillariaceae.
AUGAUGGACGACGACUCUGAUGAUAACUCUGACGUGGAUGACCGGGCAUACCGGAUUGUGGAAGAAGCAAAAUCUGGCAAAUUAGAUAAACAACGUGAACGAGAUGCCAGAAACCACGGUGGGAAUAAGUCCACUCCAGGAGCUCACAGCAGUUCCUCGAGUCAUGGUGGGCACGCUGGAGAUGCCAAACAAAGAAAUGGUGCGAAGCAGACGGGAAGCUCUAGUAUACCUGGCGCUCAAGUAGGGUUGCCGUCUGCGGACAAGAGACAAGAAAGCAAAGAGCUGAGAAACAGCCGAAAGACUAAGCAACAUCGGAAUCAUAAGGACAGUCACUCAUCACAAGAUCGAUCCAAUAGUGAUGACCAUCACCAUCAAUCUCCAAACAGGGGUCAAACUACUACAAAUGCAUUAUCAUCUGCCUCUGGAACGGUCGAGAUUCAGGCCAAGGUCGUCCGCGAAUCUUCCGAAAAGAAUUUGAAUAUUGCCUUGCAACAAGAAAAUGAACGCCUGCGACAGCAGCUUGAAACACAGGCAGCUCACGCUGAGUCUAGUAUGCACUCGGGUUCCAACGACAGUAAUGGAGGAAUUUGUUCCAAGAAAACGGCCAUCAUUGCUGUCUUUGUCCUGUUUCUGAUUGGAGCUGGAGUUGGUGCCUUUUUUGCCACUAAGGGCUCUUCUUCUUCGUCUGUUUCUUCUGAAGAAGGUGUACCAAUGACAACCUCUUCCCCUACUGGUCCGACUGCAUCCAAUACGGCAGAACCAGUGACUUUGCCAACGCUCUCGCCCACUGUAGAGCUUAAUUUUGAUCCACCUGCCGAUGCCGACUGCCAGGCAGUCAUAUCAGAGAAUGAUGUCAUUGGAGAGGAAACCAUGGAUAGCAGAGCCUUUGAUGUGGAAUUGGAGGUAUCACUGACAGUGGAUAAUUCUUUGGAUAUUAUUUCCACCGCCUUCGUGGAAUCGACCAAGGGGAUUCUGAUUCCAGAACUAGUGGGAUGUUUGGCGGAUGAAGGGAGGCGACUACGGAGAAGAAAAUUAAGCGAAAAUCGAUAUGCGAUUGGUAAUGCAAAAGUGACGGCCCGUACUGUAGGCUCGGAAGGCUGUGAAGAUAAUCCUGGUUUUUGUUAUGCUGUUGUUUUGGAAAUGGCUCUCUCCAUCAAGUCAAGCGAAAUCCCAGACUUUGGUAUUAUUUCGCUUUUGUCGGAAGUGUUCAAUGAUGAUGAUUUGAAUUUGGUUGACUGGAUUGGUUUGGGUGGUUCUUUCCGCUCAAUUAAAGUGACCAGGAUUGCUCCAACCCGGCCAGCUUCGAAACCGAGUAGGAGACCCAUCCCGCCACCGGUCGAUUCGCCGACAUUUGUACCAGUGAGCAGUGCCCCAAUGAUAACCCAGACCAUACCUCCCACCACGAAUCCUACAAAUCCUUCAAGGAAACCAACUCUACAGCCAACCUCUCUAGGGGAUAUUGUUGAUGAAGACUGCGCUGGCCCAAACUGUACCGGUUUUCAGAGCUGCGACGGUUUCAGAAAUAUUGUUGAGAUUGCAUGCGAUGCGUGCAAGGGGGAAUAUUCAUGUACAGAUAUGAAUGAAGGCCUGGUCGGUGAUGGUUCUUGCCUCGGCGACUACUCUUGUCCAUAUCUGAUCGAAGUCAAUAUCAAUGACAACAGCUGCAUCGAUCCGUAUAGCUGUGCAUGUCUAGAAGUUGGAGAAGGAGUACCUAUGAACGGCUGUCAAAACGCUGGCGAUUGCUGCACCGCGACUGGUGAACCUCUUGAUGUACCAACUUCUUCUUGUUCGGGGGCUGACGAGACUUGUCAGUUUGCAUCUGGACCUAUUGGAACGGAAUCGUGUACUGGAGGACACCGAACUUGUUGGAAAGCAAAGGCGAAGAUUGGGGAUGGCUCUUGUAAUCAAGGUGGGUGCACGCGCCUCUUGGGAGAAGUGCGAAACGGUUCUUGCAAUGGCAAAAAAGCUUGUCCAGCACGCCUUUCAACUUUGAUCUCACAAAAAUCCUGCAAUUGUGAUGGUUGUUGUGCGUGUCUCACUGAACCAUCACCCCAGCACGCUGGUGCUGUUUUUGUUCCGCCUCGAAGCUGCAACAGUCUUGCUCCAAGUGAUCAAGAGAUCGACUACGAUCCUAACAGGCUUAGCGAAGGUCCAUUUACCCACUGUUGUAGCGAAUAG